Molecule: messenger RNA, 3044 nt
Organism: Phytophthora nicotianae INRA-310
Lineage: Eukaryota; Oomycota; Peronosporomycetes; Peronosporales; Peronosporaceae
Exons: 2
Coding region: 99-2966 (955 amino acids)
Biological process (GO): intra-Golgi vesicle-mediated transport
Cellular component (GO): COG complex
Source: RefSeq, a predicted model, not a curated record
UAAACUUCAACUAUCGUGAAGCCUAUCCUCCGUCAUUUGUGCAUAAACAAACCUGUCUUACAUCAUAAUUGUAUCUGUUGAGCGACACACAGAUAAGCAUGGAGGCGGUCGUGCGCGAGCUCCAGAGCGACGCGCAGUUGGGCGUGUUCUUGAGUCCGGAAUGCAACGUCAGCGCCAUCGCCAGCUCUGUCGUGGCGCGCGACUCGGCCUCGCGGGACGUCAGCGGCACCUCUCGCCUCCGCGCCAGCUCCUCGACCGGUUUCACGGCGGCUGAUGAUCUAGAUGAACCCAGCCAAUCGGAGCAGUUCGUGGAACGUCUAGAUGGCGCUGUGCAACGCAUUGAUCGGGUUAUCUCGGAGCAUAUUGGCGAGCACCACGCCACGCUGCUGGACCAGGUGGGCUCCGUGGAUGAGCUGCAAGGCCACGUGACGUCGGUUCAGAGCUCGGCGGGGCAGCUCAAGCAGUCAGUGCACUCGCUUCAGGCGUUGGUGCGAGAGCUGCACGAGAACCUGCGCGACACUAUCCAGCGCUACCGCAACGUGGAGCAGUGCGGAGACAUUGUGCGGCGCGUUCUGCGCUUCCAGCAGCUUUCGGACCGUGUGUUGGGGUCCGAGCUAAACCAUGUUGAUAAGACGUCGACGGGAGCCGUUGUGGAGAAUGGGAGUGGGCUUUCGGGUGAUGCGAGACAGAGCGAGAUGGCGUCGGUGGCACUCGCAAUUCGAGAAAUGGAAUUGCUGGUACAAGAUGAGAGUUUUGAAGAGCUGAGUGUUGUUUGCGCAAAACUGCCAGCUACACGCAAACUUAGUACGAACUUGAAGCGCGAGGUGCGUGCUACAUUGCGUUCUGGUAUCCAGAACUUGAGCCAGGCGAACGUGGGUGACGCUCUUCAGAUCCUCUUUUACUUGGGAGAUUUAGCUACGAUAGCUCAAGCCUCAGUGAACGAUGUGAUUCAGGAAGUGGAGCGGAAGUGCAGUGCUGCUAUCGCAGAGGAGAAGCUUGUGCGCUCCGGCAGUAGCGGCUCCAACGGCUUGGAUACAAGUAAUGGGCCGUCAGCUAGCAUCAUCCAGAAAUCCGACGUGUGGAAAGCUCUCCAAGAUGUUUUUGAUGUCAUCCGCGUACAUGCUAUGCAAGUAUGGAAUCUGCAACGCGUGCUAUUGAAGAUGGUCGACCCGGCUUCAAGCAAAAAGUAUCUAGAUCUGGUGCUGGAGCCGGAUGAGCCAUCUCUCUUUGCUACGUUCUGGGAGGUCACUUGUGCAAUUGUACGGGAACUAUUCGCGUCCACUCUUGGUUACAGCACAUCUGUCAAAUCAGUACUGAUUGCGGAGUAUCCACGAAUGCGCGAGCAAGCCACACGUGUUCUAAACGAACUGUUCGUCUCGACGAAGCAGAGUGCUGGUACAGAGUUUCUGGCCGACUCAGCGACUGAAAAUAAGGUUGACACAAAGGAUGGCUCAGUGAAGCGAGAAUUGGUGCCAAUAGCAGGAUCCCCGGCCGAGCGUACACAGCUACUGGACUCAAUGGCACCACUAUAUGAUGCCUUUAUCGAUCGAGCGUACCGCCGGAUGUCGAACCCAAUUCAACUCAUGUUCCCUCAGAGCUCAAACUUCCACGCAUCGCCACCUGGCCGAAGUGACAUGCAAACCCUGUCACGCACAAUUUUCUCAGAGCUGGAGCACGCUGGCCAAGAUCUCGUGUUGCUGGAUGGUACACUUCAGCAAGUGCGAAAGGCAGUAAACCUCUUCUGCUCAAACGUGAAAAGAAUUAUGCAUCAAGGCAAGGCGGCUGCCGCAACAAUGUCGUCUUUCGGACGGACGCCUGCACAGGCUCAUAAUGUUGGGCUCAUGAAUGUGCUGAGCUUGCUGGACGAUGCAGUUGAGGAGGUUAUGAACCGCAUUGAAACAGCAGCAGCUCCCAAUGGUACCCAAACAGGAACGUCGACACACAUGUCGUCUGCCGCUGAUCCCGUUGCAACUGGAGUGAUGUCAUCCAAAGAAGCUAAAGAGUUGUGCACGAAAAAUCUGUCCCCAUGCCGUGAGAUGAUUGGAGACCUGAAAUACGCCUUGCUGGGCUUCUACCUGCAGGCACUCGCAGUGUUGUUGGAAAGUAUUUUCGCGAAAAUGCACGAUGAGUCCUUCGGUGAUCAAAGCGCGACGGCCAGAGUGGCCACAUCAGGGGGUGCACCGCGAAGUAGCGGUGGAGGUCGUUCAUCGCAAGGCACAAGUGGGUCGAAGUACAUGCAGGAGUUCAGCAACGCUUUCACGAUUAUCCUGGAGGAGCACCUUCGCCGCCUUCCUAUUGCUGUGUUUGCUACCAAAUGUCUGGCGGAUUUUGUAGAGCGGCUCAUCUCGGUAUUUAUCCGACACGCAUCGCUGCUAAGACCGUUAACUGAGAACGGUAAACUGCGUCUCGCGAACGACAUGGCACAGUUAGAGCUAAGACUAGAGCACAUUGUGCCCCUGAGGAAUAUCGGGACGGCCUACGAGGAGCUACGAGCAUUCCGUCACAUGAUCUUCCUUGAUAACAGUGAGAUUCUUCGGGAUACCACAAUCGACAAGAUUCGUCCGAGUAAUGUCUGGCAUCACCUCACCUCUCGCGCUCCACCUGAGCUUCAACUUCCGCACCAAAUGAAACACUGGACGGCUUCCAAGUAUAUUGAGUGGCUAGAUACUCGUGCAGCUAUCGGCCAGUCUUCAUCGCCGUCUACGACCCCUCCACCUUCAAGCGGCAAGUCAUCUGCUCUAUCACUAUCUUGGAAGGAGCUACCGCUCGGUUACCCGUGCUUGAAAGAUCGCCGGCUUAGCUUGCAAGCUGAAAAGCAGGCUUGGAAAGAAAUGACCAAAUGUCUGGACGCGUAUUCCCUACGCGUGAGUGCAUCAGCGAAUGCCGAGUUGAGUCCGAUUUAUGACUUAUUGCAGGAGUCUAGUGCCAUACUGUUGGCAGGCUACGAAGUGAUGAUUUCUCGGUAACUGCAAUCAAUAGAACGAGUACCGAGUACGGUUUUGAUCAGCAUGGUGCUUGAUUUCUCUUACUAAAGUAGUGAUGGC